Colletotrichum karsti is the source of this 1473-nucleotide messenger RNA. RefSeq lists its product as uncharacterized. Lineage: Eukaryota; Fungi; Ascomycota; Sordariomycetes; Glomerellales; Glomerellaceae. Bases 1 to 1473 code for a protein of 490 amino acids. The transcript has 3 exons. The record is from RefSeq and is a predicted model, not a curated record.
AUGGAUGGUCAACAGCUCGUACAAGUAUGCUUAGGCUCCGCGCCAGGAAUAUUCGCUUCGGCAACAAGCCAGAAUCUCAGCCCUAGUUUCCUCGGCAACGAGGAGAUCAAGUUUCGAAACAAGCUUCUCAAUCUGUGUCCAGAAAAUUUAUGGCACAAUGGGUCAUAUGCCGCCGGAUGUCCUCGGCCAAUUCUCGUUGGCAACCACCACCUACAACAGAUGCAAGAUCUACAUGAGGCCCUGACUAUUGCCAUCAUUGAUAUCGUUCAGCGUUGGUGGAUCGACACGCAGGCUCAGUUCCCGCAGCGCAUGCCUCUGCAGCCAGAGGAGGAAGAAUUAUUAAUAUGGAUAGAAAGCCAAGUAAAAAUUGGCAUUCUUCCAGAUUUCGCCAAACGCCUGGGAUCUUGGCGGCCGGAUUUCUUGGUUGAAGAAGACGAUAACCAUGAGGAAAGUUUCAGGAUCACGGAAAUCAACGCGCGAUUUUCUUUCAAUGGAUUCAUACAUGAGGCCUACGGUCAAGAGGCCACAAACCAAAGCCUGAAGGGACACGAAGAUGAAUUGGUUGGAGCUACGGAUCCGAGUAUGAUUUUGGACGGGCUGUUCAACCUUUUUCGCAGAGAACACCCCCUACAUCUUCUCAAAGGCGAAGAGAACGGGAUUGAUAUCCACAUGUUCGUGGACGUCGUCCGGAGACGCUUCGGUGUUACGCCUCGUUUGAUCACGCCAGCCGAUCUGAGGCUCCUUUCUGAUGCCAGUAGUAGAACUGGAUACCGCCUCUGCUGCGUCGCCGAGAAGGGUGCUCCAACAGGUUUCGAAGCGGCGAACGGGGAAAUCUGGGAGGAAAUUCACCAGGUCGGCCUCGAACUGCAUCAGCGGGAGCUAGCUGCCAUGGAACGUCAGAUGUUGCGGGAGGUUAGCCUCCGAUGCUUCAAUGACAUGCGCACUAUACUUCUGGUUCAUGACAAAAGAAUGUUGGGCAUCGUCAAACAGGAGAUACCGCACUUGGUUGCUAGCGAGGUCCUAACACCAGCGCAAGGCAAGGCUCUCGACAGGGGCAUCGUGGACACAAUUCUACCGGGCUCGCAACAGCUGAGAGGCCUUAUUCAGACAUCAAUAUCGGACCCUAGGCUGAGAUUCAGUUACAUUCUCAAGCCGAUUCGCAGUGGGAAGGGUGAUGGUAUUGUGUUUGGCGAGGAUCUCCGGGAAGAUGAAUGGACAUCUGCCCUGCGCAAACUCAUUUCCCCAGAAGUUGUGCCAGGGGUCACUUGCGUUGCCCAACGCCGAGUAAUCCCGCGUGAGUACGACCUCGUGCUGAAAGGCACAGAUGGAAAUGUUCGUUAUCCUCUUGUUGGCACCUACCACGUCGUGAACGGUCAAUUGCUUGGUUUGGGUACAUGGCGAGCCAGCGGAGGUAGAAUUGUUGCGGUUUCAUCGGGGGGUUCUUGGAUCUGUUCGGUCACUAGGAGUCAAUGA